Molecule: messenger RNA, 843 nt
Organism: Rotaria sp. Silwood1
Lineage: Eukaryota; Metazoa; Rotifera; Eurotatoria; Philodinida; Philodinidae
Source: the annotation of a GenBank genome assembly
AUGCUUGUCUCCCUAUUUUUAGCAUUUCAAUUGUUCUAUUCAGUUACAUGCUCUAUAUCAUGUUAUAAUUGUCCUAUGGAAUUCAAUACUUUUGAUUCGAUUAUUACAGUUGACACUAUACCAAACAAUCUUAAAAAUUGUUCAAUUAAGACCGAACAAUCUGAAUGCUCUAUUCAAGUAAUAUGGAUGCAAAAUCCAAAUCAAACUCGAAUAGCACUUGUAGGCGGUGGUGAAAGAAGAACAGAAUCCGAUGAACACAAUCUCAAAAAUGAUAUUCUAUUAAAAAAUGACGGUAUUAAAACGCAAUGGACGAAUACUAUUUUGUAUGUAUGUUCUACUGAAAACUGCAAUAGUCCAUCAACUUUAAAACAUCUAUUAAGAUCAUUAACAUCAAAAGAUAAUUUCAAUGAAUUUUCAUAUCUUCUUGUAAUGAAUGAACAUUUUAAUGGUACAUUAUGUUUCUUUUAUGCCAAUAGUAGUGUAUCAUGCGAAACUGAAAUAGAUCCAAACACUUGUAAACAAUGUACAACUGAAGAAUAUAUUCAAACGAAACCAUUAGAAAUAUGUUCAAACUGUAUUAUGGAUGACGUUAUUGAAAAUUUUAUUACAUAUGAAGUUAAAUUUUUUAUGAAUAAUCGAGAACGUCAUGAUUUUUGGAUGAUUGAAUGUCAAUUACCAAAUUGUAAUACAAUAGAUAAUAGUGAUUUAAUACGGCAGAAGAGUAAUAUUCAAUUUGAUUUUGAUCUUUUUCUAAAUUGCAGUAGGCAACUAACAAAUAUUUUAUCAAUUAAUAUAAUAGUUUUUGUUCUACUGACAUUAUAUAUAAAAAUAAAAUUGAACUGA